Lactuca virosa is the source of this 791-nucleotide messenger RNA. NCBI's taxonomy places the organism in Eukaryota, Viridiplantae, Streptophyta, Magnoliopsida, Asterales, Asteraceae. The record is from the annotation of a GenBank genome assembly.
AUGUUAUGUCAUCAAACCCUUUUGGCAAGUCUGCAAUAUCUUUCUCUCAUUAUCAUCUGGGAAGGGUUUGGACGACAGUGUUAUUUUGAUUCAGUCCACAAUAAAUUCAAGGAAAUGCCUCGUAAAGUAUCAUAUGGAGUUGAUUUUGAUGAAGAGUAUGAUGCUUAUGAUGAUUAUUGUGAUGAGUAUGAUUAUAAUCAUGGCAAUGGCAUAGAAGAGCAUGACACUGAAUGUAGGAUGCAAAAAUUGGUAUAUUACAGAAAUGAUCUGUGUAUAAAUACUUCUAGAAAUGUCCAUGUAUUAUUUUUUUUACAGGAAUGUGAGAACCCUCUUAUUCAUGCUGCAAGACAAGGGCAUACCUCCACUGCCAAAUACCUGAUUGAACAUGGUGGUAAUCCUAAACUAUCAAGUGAAUUAGGAGCUAUAGCUCUACAUCUUGUUGCUGGAAUAGUAAAUAAUGAGUUGAUGGAAGCUUUGUUAUCCAUUGGUGUUGAAAUUGAUUCCCAAAGUGAUGUUGGCACACCUCUUGUUUGGGUUGUUGAUCAUGGACAACAAGAUGCUUUAAAACUUCUUCUAAAACACAAGGCUAAUGUAAGACUUCAUUGAUGGCUUCAUAACAAUCUUUUUAUAGUUGUAUUCAUUCAACUUCUUUAUUGAUAUGUUUAUUGUUUGUGGAGUGAUGAUGGAAGAUGUAAAAUUGAUGAAAACAAGAUUAUAGCAUUUGUGAUUCACAUAUGAAUCACAUGUGAUUUACAUAUGAAUCACAUGUGAUUCACAUAUUAAUCAUAUUU